AUGGCUCGCACACUCCUUUUCCAACUUUUUCUAUUCGUAAAUACUACAUUCGCUUUCGUUCAUCCUGGGCUCCUCGUGUCUGAGACCGACAUCACACGCAUCCAAUCCAAACUCAGCCAAAAACUCGAUCCAUGGCAAAGUUCCUGGGAUAAACUCACCAGCAUUUCCUACAGUCAAUCAAACUACACAAGCAAUGCUGUCGCGCGGAUUUAUCGCGAUACUACUAUUGAUGUAACUGCCAACGCCCAACUUCUCUGGCACGAUGCAGCUGCAGCUUUCGCACUGGGAUUGCGCUGGAAAAUAGAGGGGGAUGCGCAGUAUGCUGAAGCUGCAGCGGCCAUUCUCACAGCGUGGGGAGAAAAGUUUGAGGAUUUCGAUGAUGAGGGUGUGGAUGAUCAAUAUCUUACAGCUGGUUUGCAAGGUCACGAAUUGGUUAAUGCUGCAGAACUCAUUCGUGACUAUGCUCCUUUUGCGAAGAGCGGUUUGGCUACUUUCACAGCUAUGUUUGAGAGGACUUUCUUGGCUAAGAAUCUCUAUUUCCUCAACCAUAGCGCGGGUUCCGAACAUAAUAUCAAGCAUUUCUUUGCUAAUUGGGAACUUUGCAAUAUGGCCUCUGUGAUGGCAUUUGGGGUUUUGACAGACAAUUCCACACUCUUCGAUUACGCGGUCGAUUAUUUCAAGACUGGAUCGGGAAAUGGUGGAAUCAACAAUUGUAUUUCGAAUCUCGUUACCGAGCCAGAGACGGGAAAAAUCAUGGGACAACCCCAAGAAGCUGGACGUGAUCAAGGACACACGGGUCUUGAUUUCCAAUUACUCGGAGUCCUUGCCCAGCAGGCCUGGAAUCAAGGCGAGGAUUUGUACAGUUACAACAAUAGCAAAAUCUUACUCGGUGCCGAAUACUACGCGCGCUACAACCUCAACAACGACGUCCCCUUUGAACCCUACACCAACGGCAUCGUCUCCUUCACUGUCGUCAGUAACAUUUCCCGCGGUUCCUACCGUCCCACAUGGGAACUCCUCCACGCGCACUACGCACAAAUCAAAGGCGUCGAUGCGCCCUGGACAAAAGAAUACAUGAACUACACCAUCACCAUGAUGGGCGGUUUCGAGGGUGGAACAGGUUCGUGGGGCGAGGGAUCAGGUCAUUAUGAUGGGCUUGGGUGGGGUUCCUUGCUUUAUCAUUUGGAUCCGGAGGAUGUGGUGAGAGCGGGGAAUAAUUCUCGGCCGACUGCGAAUUCUACGGUCCCUGCUACAAAUACGACGAUGUCGUCUACUUUCACAUCGACUAGCGCGCCGAGCUCUACAGCCGUUGUGGCAGUUUCGGGCUCUGUCACUUCGAAAGAGACAAUCGCAACUACACUUCCAGUAGCUAGUUCCGCUCUGCUAGUACUCUACAAACUGUUAUUAUCCCCACAACAUCUAUUCUCACAUCCCCCUCCCCAAGUCUCACAAGCUCAGCUGUAAUUUCUGCUCCAACUGCAACUGAAGACGAAGAAGAAGACGAAUGUUUCGAAAUGGAACAAAUGUAG
Botrytis porri is the source of this 1529-nucleotide messenger RNA. RefSeq lists its product as uncharacterized. Gene Ontology annotation, molecular function: lyase activity. The transcript is spliced from 2 exons. Gene Ontology annotation, cellular component: periplasmic space. Lineage: Eukaryota; Fungi; Ascomycota; Leotiomycetes; Helotiales; Sclerotiniaceae. The coding region runs from base 1 to 1464 and encodes 487 amino acids. The record is from RefSeq and is a predicted model, not a curated record.